Messenger RNA from Caenorhabditis angaria, 2352 nucleotides. NCBI's taxonomy places the organism in Eukaryota, Metazoa, Nematoda, Chromadorea, Rhabditida, Rhabditidae. The record is from the annotation of a GenBank genome assembly.
AUGUCAACAAAAGCUGAAGAUAUCCCAAAAAAGGGAAAACGAAAAAGUACAAGCACCAAAAAGCCAAUUAAAAAAGACGAAUUUGGUGAGAAACUUGAUGUGAAGCCUGUUUUACCGAAAGUUGUCGAUGAAUAUGAUUAUGAUUCAUCGGAUGAAGAAGAUUUGCGAAAUACAAUUGGAAAUAUUCCAAUAAAAUGGUAUGACGACGAAGAGCACAUUGGAUAUGAUAAACAUGGAGAGAAAAUUAUAAAACCAGAGAAAAAAGGAGAAAUUGAAACAUUUUUGGAAAAAAUGGAAGAUCCUGAUUAUUGGAGAAAAGUAUUCGAUCGUCAAUCUGGAACUGAUAUCAAAUUGACAGAUGAACAAAUUGAAAAAUUGCAAAAUAUUGCAUCUGGAAAAUAUCCAACAAUUGGCUAUAAUCCUUAUGAACCAUUCCUUGAUAUUUAUUCAUCUCAAAAAGAAAUCCAUCCAAUUGAUAACAUGUAAGAUUUAUUAUAAACAGUGAAGAUUUAUUAUAAACAGUGAGUAAUAUUUAUACAGCUUAUUUUCAGCCCAGCUCCAAAAGCUCGUUUUAUUCCAUCGAAAGAUGAAAUGCGUAUGGUUAGUAAAAUGGUUCAUGCAAUUCGAAUGGGUUGGGCAAUUGGACCAAAAGAAAAGAAAGAAGAGAAAAAAGUGUAUGAUUUAUGGGCAUCGGAAGAUUCAAUGGAUAAUUUGACAAAAUCUCAAUUGUCUAGAAUGCGUGUUCAUAUGCCAGCUCCAAAAGUAACACUUCCAACUCAUGCUGAAUCUUAUAAUCCAGCAGAAGAAUAUUUAUUCGAUGAUGACGAGAAAAAGAAAUGGGAAGAAACCGAAAAAGAAGAUCGUGUCAUGAAUUUCGUUCCAUCCAAAUUCGAUUCACUCCGAAAAGUUCCACAAUAUGACAAAUUCAUCACUGAAAGAUUCGAAAGAUGUUUGGAUUUGUAUUUGGCACCAAGACAAAGAAAAAUGCGUAUUCAUGCAGAUCCAACUGAUUUACUUCCUGAUUUACCAAAUCCAAAUGAUUUGCGACCAUUCCCAACUAAUUUAGCAUUCGUAAGUUAUUUCUUGUGAAAAAAAUAAGUGAAGGCUAAUUAUUAUUUUCAGUAUAUGCGUGGUCAUAAAGGACAAGUUCGUUGUAUUUCAAUGGAACCAGAAAAAGGUGAAUUAUUAGCAAGUGGUGGACAAGAUGGAACAGUUCGUAUAUGGAUGUUAGCAACUGGAAGAUGUAUCAAAACAUUUGAUAUGGGAGGAGAAGUUACUUCAGUUGCUUUUUCACCAAUCGCUGAAAGAACAAUGUUAGCUGUUGCUUAUGAAGGAAAACAUAUUGCAAUUUUGAAUACUGGUUGUGGAGAUAAAUUGCAUAUUCAACAAACUGAACAAUUUAUCAGCGAAGUGAGUUGGAAUAUUUUAGAAAAAAAUAUUAGAAUACCUUCACGUAGUCUAGUUGUUUGUGUAGACAUUUAGAAAUCAUUUGAAAAAAUGGAUUUUAUAUUCAUUUUUAUUAAAUCUAUUAUUUUAGGUUCCAACUGAUGAACAAGAAGAUGGAGCUGUUGUACAUUGGAGAAAAGCCAAGGAUCGUGUAACACUUACACUUCCAAAUGUAUGUUGUUUUUUUCUCAGUUUCAAAUUAUCAAGUCUUUUUUUCAGGAAGUUAGACAAGUUACAUGGCAUGCAAAAGGUGAUUAUUUGGCAACAGUUGCAGUUGAUGAUAUCGCAAAAAGUGUUUAUGUUCAUCAAAUGUCAAAAUCAAAAUCACAAUGUCCAUUCACAAAAAGAAAAGGACAUGUUCAAGCUGUCGUUUUUCAUCCAACACAAGCUCGUCUUUUCGUUGCUACCAAAAUUCAUGUUCGAGAAUAUGAUUUGGCUCGAUGUGUUUUGAUUAAAAAAUUGAUCACCGGAAUCAAACACAUUUCAAGUAUUGUUCCGGAUGCAUCUGGAGAAAACCUUUUCUUGGGAGGUUUGGAUCGUCGUUUUGCUUGGAUGGAUCUUCAAAUGGGAAACAAACCAUGGAAGAAAUUGAAACAUCAUACAUCCGCAAUUCGAAGUGUUGCAUAUCAUAAAAAAUAUCCACUUUUGGCAACAGUUUCUGAUGAUGGAAGUGCUAUGGUUUAUUAUGCUAGAAUUUAUUCCGAUUUUUCAAAGGAUAACGAAUUAUAUCCAGUUAAAAGAUUGAAAGCUCAUGAGAAGGUAAUUUAUACGAGAAAAAAAACUAUUGAGAAAAUAUUUAUCUUUCAGGCUGAUGAUCUCAGUAUGCUUCACACUGUUUGGCAUCCAAUUCAACCAUGGUUAAUCACUGCUGGAGCUGAUGGUUCCAUAGCACUUUUUACCUAUUAG